UUUGCAAUUAAAAUAAUAUUGUUGAACAAAAAUUCAGUAUCCUUCCCUUCAAGGAAAACCCCAAACUUAAUGAUGAAAUACUCUAAGUGUGGUAUUACAUAUUGUGAAGAUAAACAAUUAAACAGAGUAGACUAAAAAGUGUUGAGCACUGUACAAGAGAAAAAAUAAUGUUCCUGGGAUUCACUCUCAUUAUCACAGAAAAUCGGAGGCGUCGUGCGCACUAUAUCCCAGUCAGUUCCGAUCAUCUUACAAAAUAUAUAAUUUUGCGGUAAGAAUCUUUCGCUAAGGCGUAUGAGUCGAGGUUUUCAGAAAAAUAACACACACUGCGGCCAGGAGGAUGACAUCCAAAUGAGAACCUUAGCAAAAUCCAUAAUUUAAAGGAAUUCUUAGUUUAAUCCGUUUAACUUUUUAAUUCACGAAGCCGUAAUUAUAACACCCAACGGAGUUGUAUUUGACAUUCAUUAACAAGUUAGUCGUUUGAAUCAGGUAAACAUUAUUAGCCUACGUCUGGGUUUAGGUAAAUACAAUAUGUCAUGCAGCUCAUAUAAUGGCUCAAAGUCAUGUUUUGGAACAUCCAUCCAUCAUUUCCAAUUAUAUUUAUUAUUAAGGGUCAGGAUUUAACAAAAUCAACAUAGCUGCCCUCUUGCAUUGGGGGGCGCUGUUGAACGUGGGUGGAUGCGGUGUCCUGCACAUGCCUCAAACUAGUCUAUUUUGAUCUAACCCCAAAUACUCUAAAUGUAACCCGUCCGAAGUACAUUAGAUGACUGUUCGUGUACAGGUGAAAAACGACGGCAUUAUUAUGAAACAACUGCAUAUGCAUUUAAAACGACAUCAUUCUGCUUCAGCACCUAAGAAUGAAAUGCAUGGUUACAAUGAAACGCCUUUGGCGGAAAGAUGGGAGGCGGGGGGCCGCCAGCCAAUGAGAUUCCACCGAGGGCGGGAUAUGCUUUGCCGGUUACGGUGACUGGUCUGCGGAGCAGCAUCCUUAGACCAGCGCAACAAUGGAAUUAGCUUCCCAGUAGCUGAGGAUGAGCGACUAUAGGUGUUCAAUGGGAGGUCCUGAGUGGGACAGGGAACGGUGAAGGGACAACAUCGGUAUUAUUUAGUCGAUCGAUCGUACUCCGCAUCGCUUCUGACUAAACCUGCUAAUAUUAUUUAAUAUAUACACUCCUUCGGUCUUCGUCACAUCAGUAAAUCCGCGUUCCUGAGAAAUAACCAGACAUGGCUUUCGUCGGACUGAGAGCUACUUAUCACAGGACCUUGGACAAGAUUGAGCACAUGCUACCGGCUAAACUGAGACCCUUCUACAACCACCCAGCAGGACCCAGGACUGUAUUUUUCUGGGCUCCGGUCUGCAAAUGGGGCCUGGUUAUGGCCGGCCUGGCAGACAUGACUCGGCCUGCGGAGAAACUCAGCACGUCCCAGUCUGCAGUCCUGACCGCAACAGGAUUCAUUUGGUCCCGCUACUCAUUGGUCAUCAUUCCCAAGAACUGGUUCCUCUUUGCUGUCAAUUUCUUUGUGGGAGCUGCGGGCAGUUCCCAGCUCUUCAGAAUCUGGAGGUAUAAUCAGCAGCUGAACAGGACGGGGCAGAAUGUUUCAUAAGCUCUGCCCUCAACCUGUUUGAUCCUACAGCCAGAAAGGAGUUUCUCAGCAAGUGGGGGAGGGGGUCGCAAUGAAGGCCCUCCCCCAAAGCUAAUCUUUCCAAGAUAAAAUUAAUUAAAUGGAGAUUAUAUAAUUUACCGGGGUUGACAAAACACCAGUGUUCUUGUUAGUUCUGUAAUUGCUUAAAUAAUUGUUUAAAUAUGAAACAGUCAGCAGUGCAUCAGUUUUAAAAGUGUUUUUGACCAUAUGUCUUUGUAUGAUAAUUUUUUAAAAUUUUAAUCGUUCAUUUUUAGCAUUUGCCACCAGCUCUGUUCCAUUGAUGAAAUUUCUAGUUUGACAUUAACUCUGUAAGGCAGUGUUUCCCAAGCCAGUCCACGUUUUUGCUCCCUCCCAGCUCCCAGCCAAUCAGGAACACCGAAUACCUGGUAGUGGUGCGCUGGGAGUUUAGAGGAAGCAAAAACGUGGACUGUCCGAGGUACCCGAGGACUGGGUUGGGAGACACUGCUGUAAGGAAUGUCUCCUAAUAAAUACAACACUGAGAUUGA
Brienomyrus brachyistius is the source of this 2147-nucleotide messenger RNA. RefSeq names its product mitochondrial pyruvate carrier 2b (gene mpc2b). The record is from RefSeq and is a predicted model, not a curated record. Gene Ontology annotation, molecular function: pyruvate transmembrane transporter activity. The coding region runs from base 1222 to 1602 and encodes 126 amino acids. The transcript is spliced from 5 exons. Gene Ontology annotation, biological process: pyruvate import into mitochondria. NCBI's taxonomy places the organism in Eukaryota, Metazoa, Chordata, Actinopteri, Osteoglossiformes, Mormyridae. Gene Ontology annotation, cellular component: mitochondrial inner membrane.